AGCCUCUUUUUUAUUUUGAAAGCUUAUCCGGAAAACUUAUUUUUACUUACCGACCCCAUUCUUUCCCUGGAGUGGUCCUGUGGUGUUAAAGACGUUCUUACUUAAAAAAAUAAAAUAGAAAAAACUCCACUAUAGGCCUAGGGUUGGGGGCGAUGACAGGAAGUUAAUAGUAUAGCAACAGCGAGUCGCAGAAUUGCACCCUUUUUGAGCGAGGUGCUGACUGGCUGAGUGCUAGCUGGUUAGCUCACUCGCCACAUCAGCGAAGACGUUCUGGAGAUAAGACAAGCGUGGCGAGAAGAAAAAAGAAGAAGACGAAGCAGCAGCAGCGCGUAUGUGUGUAUCGGGGGGAGCCGGCCUUCAUUAGACCCCGCUACAACGAGCUGGAGAGCUUCCACGCCCCCCCACGUUCGUCUCUUUCCCGGUGCAGCAUCCCGUCGAGAUGGACAACUUGAGUGACGCCUUGGCAAAGCUGAAACUGGCAUCCACAGACAGCGCCUCGGACAGUGUGGAGAGCUGUCUGGACUGCCUGCUGAAAGCGCUUAUCAACAACAACGCGGAGGCCAGUGUGAAAAUCCAGGAGAUGGGCAUUCUUCCCUUGUUCUCCACCCUGCUUAACCCCCAGUCAUCCUGCACCCCCAAAGUCGCCAAUAUCAUCGCAGAGGUGGCCAAAAACGAGUUCAUGCGGACUCCCUGUGUGGAAGCGGGCCUCAUCCCUCCGCUCACUCAGCUUUUGAACUCCACCGAUCAGGAGAUUCUACUGCAGACGGGUCGGGCUCUAGGCAACAUCUGUUACGACAGCCAUGAGGGCAGGAGUGCAGUUGACCUGGCAGGAGGGGCUCAGAUAGUAGCCGAACACAUUAAAACCCUCUCCCAAAAUACAGAGCCGGAAAAUGAGAAGCUCUUGACAGUCUUUUGUGGCAUGCUGAUGAACUAUAGCAAUGAUAAUGAUUCCCUACAAGGCCAGCUGAUCAGCAUGGGCGUGAUCCCCACUCUGGUGAAGCUGCUCGGCAUCCAUUCCCACAACGCCGCCCUGACGGAAAUGUGUCUCAUCGCCUUUGGGAAUUUAGCUGAGCUCGAGUCGAGCAAAGAGCAGUUUGCCUCCACCAACAUCGCUGAGGAGCUGGUGCGCCUUUUCCAGAAGCAAGUGGAGCAUGAAAAGAAAGAAAUGAUAUUUGAGGUCCUGGCUCCCCUCGCAGAAAACGAUGCGAUCAAGUUGCAGAUGGUCGAGGCGGGCCUGGUGGAAUGUCUCCUGGAGGUGGUGGCUCAGACUGUGGACGGCAAGCGGGAGGAGGACGUCGCCCAGCUGAAGACGGCCUCUGACCUCAUGGUGCUCCUUUUGCUCGGAGACGAGUCCAUGCAGAAGCUGUUUGAGGGAGGCAAGGGCAGCGUCUUCCAGAGGGUGCUUUCCUGGAUCCCAUCGCACAACCACCAGUUGCAACUGGCCGGUGCGCUUGCCAUUGCUAAUUUUGCCCGCAAUGAUGGCAACUGCAUCCACAUGGUGGACACUGGUAUCGUACAGAAGCUUUUGGAGCUGUUGGAUCGGCACAUUGAUGAAGGCAAUGUCACAGUUCAACACGCAGCUCUCAGUGCUCUUCGGAACCUGGCCAUACCCGUUGUGAACAAAUCCAAGAUGCUGUCAGCUGGAGUCGCCGACGUGGUGUUGAAGUUCUUGCAGUCAGAGAUGCCGCCGGUGCAGUUUAAGCUGCUGGGGACCUUGCGCAUGCUGAUCGACACACAAGUGGAAGCAGCGGACCAGCUUGGGACCAACGGGAAACUGGUGGAGCGGCUGGUGGAGUGGUGUGAAGCCAAAGAUCAUGCCGGGGUGAUGGGCGAGUCCAACAGGCUCCUUUCUGCUCUCAUUCGACACAGCAAGUCCAAGGACGUCGUCAGGACAGUCAUCCAGGGAGGUGGAGUCAAGCACUUGGUCACCAUGGCAACCAGUGAGCACAUGAUCAUGCAGAAUGAAGCGCUGGUGGCACUGGGCCUCAUCGCGGCGCUCGAUUUGGUUGCAGCCGAGAAGGACUUUGAGGAAGCGAACCUCAUUGCUGUGCUUCACAAGCUGUUGUCAGAUGAGAGGAGCGCACCGGAGAUUAAAUACAACUCCAUGAUCCUCAUCUGUGCUGUCAUGGGAUCCGAGCCCCUCCACAAAGAAAUCCAGAGCCGGGCGUUCAUCGAUGUGGUGUCCAAACUUCGCUCACACGAAAACAAGACAGUGUCCCACCAGGCCUCGCUCACGGAGCAGCGGCUAACCGCCCAGAGCUAAACGGCUCGGCGUGUCGUCAAACAAAACCUCCCCAAACCCCCCGCAGCUGAUCGCCCUGCACCUGAACACCCGAUGAAUGCGCGACCCCUUGUUCUGUAAGCCCAUCGUCACGUGCCAAGGUACCAUGUUGCAUUAACUGCCAGACAGACAUCCUCUUGACUCGUGCUAAGGACAGACUGGUGUACAUCACGGAUGGAGAGCCGUCAUUUAUUGAGGUGAGGUAGCACAUUUCGACGCGUCCGUCUUUCCGCAGCCCAUCGACUUGUUCCAGCUGGUGUUGUCACGGUACCAAAAUUCUGACUUCGAUACCAUAACUGUCUAAAGUACCUCGAUACUGUGACUGAAACGAUACCAUGGCAAAAAAAAAACUUAAACCGUCACUUAAUCAUAGAUGACAAAAUACAGAACGUCCAAUUGUUAGUAUUUUAAUAAUUAAAAAUAUUGGGCAGCGUCAUACGUAAUUAUUAAAUUUCGGGAUGUUCAAUACUACUUUUCUUUAACCGAUACCAGUAUGAGUAUUCACUCUUGAGUACCGGUACUCACCGAUACCAAGUACCAAUACGACCAGUACUUUUAAAGUAUCCCAUUUUUAAAUAUACAUAGUGACAAAUAAUUGUGAAUCAAAUGUUCUUUCUUCCUGGCGUACAUGAGGAUUUGUCGACAUUCAUAACCACUGCAGCCUUGGGCCAUGAGGCUGGUAUCGGACCGAUACCUGGUAUCGGUAUUCGCCCAUCCCAAAUAAAUAUGUAUAAUUUAUUUUCAUGCUAUGUCAUGCUGCAGAAUAACAGUACACUGAAUUAGCACAGUCCUAAAAUUACUUUUUUUAUUUUUUUAAUUACAACAGAUUUAUUCAGUGUACUAUAGUUCGGACUUUGUGGAUUCCUUUUGCUUUCCGCAGUUGCCAUACUUUUGUGUGGCAGCAUGGAGGCUCUGUCCACAUCGAAACAAAUUCACUAUUUUACAGGGGAGACGAUUAAACUGCUUGAAGCAAAGACUGUUUUUUUUGUUGUUGUUUUUUUGAGAACUGUUUACAGAGGGAGUGGUAGUAAAAUGCAGUGGCAUUGUUUUCAUUUUUUAUGGUGAAGUAUUGCAGUACUUUUGUAGUACCGGUACACCAUUCAAGCGUCGUGCAUGCAACCUUUGCAGCACUCUUAGAAUGAGCAUAAACCGUGACGCCAGCUGCCAUGUUAAAUCCCACAGUGUCUUUCUGUUGUGGUGCAUGGUUUGGUUUUGUUUUGGCCAGUUUACCUCUGACGCAAGAGUGGGGAACCUGUUAUUUUUUUGUUUUGUUUUGUUUUUUCUGGAGGCAUCCAUUUUCAGUAAAUAUAUAGAUUUAAAAAAAUAGAUUGUCAUUGUUUUUAGAAUUGCCUGGUUUGUGUCUUUUUUUUUUUUAAUAUCAUUGAUCCAGUAUGUGUUUGAGCUGCUGAUAUCGGGUCUACGGAUUUAUGGAGAAAGUCAGAACAAAAGAGUGAGGCACCUUUCAUUAGUCAUGUCUCAUUCACCAAGAAAAUUACCGCUUUACCUCAUGAUCGGCUAUCUACUUAAAUGCAGAGUAUCAGUCUUGUGUGGCGGGAAUCGUUUUACACAGAUCCGGCUACAAUAAGGCAGGAUAUUGACAUUUGGUUGGCAUGUGUGUCAAACCUCUCAAAAUCCCCCAUCUGAAAACACAUAGGAAGUCAGCCAUUUUAACUCGAAACAGCCAUUUUAGGCUGUUCCAGCAGUUCUUCGGGGAUGAACAUGUCCUUGAGAUUUUGUUACGCAUUAUUAGACUAAACUGCACAACAUUUGCAUUUUCAUCAUUGCGUUGGGUCAGCUUUACAGAUGCCAUGCCUGCUCUAGGCAUCUGGGCUAAAAAAAUUGCACCCCCCACCCUCCCUUUGUCUGUGUCAGUGCUGCUUUACUAUACAUCAAAUAAAUUGGGGUUUCUAUUGGAGGCCACUAAUUUGAAACUACAGUUUAUGUUCAGGACAUAGUAAAUGUAAAUACACAUCAUAGUUUUGUGAGUUGUUUACCCCCCACCCAUGUCACUGGUGCAUUGUCAAAAACCUGUUGAGAUACUAUAACAAUAUUCAUUGGGAGCACACACACACACACACACAAACACUUGGCAGUGAAUAAAAGUGCAGCUAGCGUCCGUAAUUAAAUGCACAUCAGUGAAGAAAUGCAUGAGCUGCCACACGAGUGGAUCUCUUGAAGAUUGCUUUGUCUUAGCGCAUCGCAUAUACUGUAAAUCUUGGCAUGUCCCAAUCUGUAACAACUGUUAUUUUUUUUUAAGUAUGAGUGGUUAUUUAUCAGAUGUGCUCUUAAAUGAGUUGUAUUCAUAGCAAAAGCAUAAAAGUACUAUAAACGUAAAUGUUUGUUGUAAAUGUCAAAAAAAGUUGUACAUUUGGAAGACUGUAACAGAAGAUAAUUAAAAGCUGAUAGCUAGCA
This is a messenger RNA of Hippocampus zosterae (dwarf seahorse), 4693 nucleotides long. RefSeq names its product RAP1, GTP-GDP dissociation stimulator 1 (gene rap1gds1). The record is from RefSeq and is a predicted model, not a curated record. Gene Ontology annotation, molecular function: protein binding; guanyl-nucleotide exchange factor activity. NCBI's taxonomy places the organism in Eukaryota, Metazoa, Chordata, Actinopteri, Syngnathiformes, Syngnathidae. Bases 440 to 2263 code for a protein of 607 amino acids. The transcript is spliced from 15 exons. Gene Ontology annotation, biological process: positive regulation of GTPase activity. Gene Ontology annotation, cellular component: cytosol.